AUGGUUGAGAGAGAGAAGGGAAAAUUUCCAAGUCAAAUUGAGAUCAAUCCCAAAAACCAAGAGCAAGUCAAGGCCAUCACACUCCAGAGUGGGAAAAUUGUAGAGAAAAAGAGUGAAGGAAAAGUGGACCCGGUUGAAAAGUUGGUAACUGGCAUCACUGAACCGCAAGAGGAAGAGCGAGUACACGAGAAAAAAGUUUCUCCAUCUAUUCCGUAUCCUCAACGGUUACAAAAGGCUAAGAAAGAUCAACACUUUUCUGACAUUUUUGAAUUGUUUAAAAAAGUGCAUAUUAACAUUCCUUUGCUUGAUGCAGUGAAACAAAUCCCAAGCUAUGCAAAAUUUUUGAAGGAUGUUUUCACCAAGAAGAGGAGAUUCGCUAAACAUGAGACGGUGAUGUUAUCUGAAGAAUGUAGUGCAGUGCUACAAAAGAAAUUGCCACCUAAGUUGAAAGAUCCAGGGAGUUUCACUAUUCCUUGCACGAUUGGAAAUACUUAUUUUGAUAAAUCUUUGUGUGAUUUGGGUGCAAAUUUUGUGGUUCCUGAUAUGGAAGAAGUUCGUGAAAUUCCGAUUAUCCUAGGUUGGCCAUUCUUGGCCACUGCGGAUACUGUAAUUGAAGUUCGAAGUGGCCUAGUCACAUUGUGA
Messenger RNA from Pyrus x bretschneideri (Chinese white pear), 642 nucleotides. RefSeq lists its product as uncharacterized. The record is from RefSeq and is a predicted model, not a curated record. The transcript has 2 exons. Lineage: Eukaryota; Viridiplantae; Streptophyta; Magnoliopsida; Rosales; Rosaceae. The coding region runs from base 1 to 642 and encodes 213 amino acids.